GCUUCACAUAGGUUAAAACCACCUACUCACGAAAACAACCCCAAACCAUCCCGACUAACGUUACGUUCAAUGGUGUUGCAUUUAUAUCGUCUACCCAUCGGAAUAUAAGGGAACCUAAAACGAUUUAUUUUGAAAUUAAGAAUAUUUUUUCAUGUAAUAAUGUACGCCCGYUAGCUACGCCACAUUCCUCUGAUAGCUACAAGUCGCCAAUGUGAUGUUAUAUGCGGAAAGAGGCAUACGGGAACCCCAUUGAAGUAAUGAGGUGAAGAAGCACAAAGCAGGCUAAAGCAGCUGGCUACUAGCUACCUUCCAUACUCUGCUAAGUCUGAGACUGGGUCCUCCGGGUGUCCCCAUCCAAUGCUCCUGAAACGCCAUGAGCCACAGCUGGGGAGGAUUUACUACUCCAUAGACUGCCAUAUCUCCUGCAGCCUUUCCCUCUCUGUCCUGGCACCGUCCCCCCUUCCCCAUUGGCGGUGAUGAAGAAGGUGGGGCAGUGGUCGGCGGAGGAGGUGUCCCAUUGGCUGAGCGAGGAGGGGAUGCAGGAGUACGGCGACUCCCUCCAGCAGGCGGACGGCCCCGCCCUGCUGCGGCUCACCCCGGAUGACUUCCUGACCCCGCCCCUCUCACUGGUCUCCUCAGACACCGGGCGGCAGCUCUUGGAACGUCUGGAGACCCUACGGAUCGAGCACCACAUUGAGGAGCACCAAAAAAACGGCCACGCCAAUGGCCAUGGGAGGCUGCCCAACGGCACUGCCAAGCCCCUGCGGAAAGGCUCGCUGGGGCUUAAUGGCUUCCGGAAGGAGAUGGUCCAAAUCCCCAUCCCCAUGUUGGAGGCUGAACGCUCUGGGUUCCCCCAGGAGUGGGGCAAGACAGGCGUAGCGUUCCUCUACGCAGUCUGCUGCUUUGUCACUACCACUGUGGUCAUCUCGGUGGUCCAUGAGAGGGUGCCGGCCAAGGAGCAUAACCCACCGCUGCCCGAUAAGUUCUUUGACAUUUUUGACCGGGUGGAGUGGGCCUUCUCUAUCUGCGAGAUCAAUGGCAUGCUGCUGGUGAGUCUGUGGCUGCUGCAGUGGACCCUGCUCAAGUACAGAUCAAUAAUCAUCCGUCGGUUCUUCUUCAUUGUGGGUACCCUCUACCUGUACAGAUGUGUCACCAUGUACAUAACCACUCUGCCUGUUCCAGGGAUGCACUUCCAAUGCUCUCCAAAGCUAUUUGGGAACUGGGAGGUUCAGAUGAGGAGGAUCAUAAAGCUGAUCGCCGGCGGAGGCCUGUCAAUCACCGGCUCCCACACCAUGUGUGGAGACUACCUGUACAGCGGCCAUACAGUCAUUCUAACGCUAUCAUAUCUCUUUAUCAAAGAGUAUUCCCCUAAGAGGUUUUGGUGGUACCACUGGUUCUGCUGGACUCUGAGUGCAGUAGGCAUCUUCUGCAUCCUGCUGGCUCAUGACCACUAUACUGUGGACGUGGUGGUGGCUUAUUUCAUCACAACACGUCUCUUCUGGUGGUACCACACCAUGGCCAACCAGCAGGCGCUGAAAGAGACGUCCCAGAGUAACCCAUUCUCCAGAGUCUGGUGGUUUCGACUGUUCCAGUACUUUGAGGGAAACGUCAAGGGCAUUGUCCCUCGAAAUUAUCAGCUGCCGUGUUCAUGGCGAUCGUCUCCGUGGAGCCAUGGGGUAAAGUACAGCAAAGUGGACACCCAGUGACCCAGGUCACGUGAGGGGUGGGAGCUGAGCGAGAGACCUCCUGAAGUUGUGAUCAUCUGAAGGAGAUGAUGUCGUGUUGCCAAGCCAGUGCUGUUCCCUUGACUUGUUGGGCUCAUAUUAGAAAAAUCCCAGUUCUGGCUAGCACUGUGACCAUAGUCUUACUUUAGCACUACAAAUAAUUGUAUUUUGGGAAAGGUUUUUGAAAACUUAGCACACUACUUUGAUCAUGUAUUUUUUGCUUGGGACACUGCAAUGUUUCGUUGUCUACAGCAGAUCUGGUUAAUAUUUAAAUAUUACAUUUCAAUUUUUUUUGUUUUUUUGUUUUGACCAUGGCUGUAACAAGUAGUUUAGACUCUUUUUCUCUGCAAAUAAUUUGAGAAAUUCUGGUCCGAUAAGGUCUACCAAGUGCAAAUCAUGUCACUGAAAUGUUUAUUUGAUAACCAAAAUGCCAUAUGUUGUCUGGGGGAGUUUUAGAUGCAAAACAUUUUUUUAUUUUUUAACAAAUUACUUUUUUGUCAACUACAACGUGGCAAUGGUGCAAAAAAAAAAGUUUUUUUCUAACAAUUGCAACUUUAUUUUUCAAAACAAAUAAUGUCCCCAAAAAUAUUUUUAGAUUUUUACCUUUUUCAAGAUUGAAUGGUGAAAGCAGAAGAAUCUGUGGUAUUUAGAAUUGUUCCAGUGCCUUCCUUAGCUUGAUUGGACUAUGUGUCUGUGUUCCUAUGCCUCGCGCGUGUCUGUCUGACUGCCCACAAGGUCAGCAUGAAGCGGUUCCAAAUGAUUGUUCAAGUCCUGUUCGCAUGAAUGUAAGAAUAAUAAUGCCAGCCUUAUAUGGUAAUUAGUCUUCCCAAAACCAAAAACAGUGAGACGAGUGAAAUGUCCUGUUAAUUUAUUUAUGUUUUCAUAUAUAAUAUUUUUUUCCAUAGCAGGUGAUGUUAUAGCAGUUAAUGAAGGACCYUUAAGUUGUUUGGUUAUGUCCUAAUCAUUUACUUAGCCAGUCUUGACCGUGUUCUAAUCUUGUUCCAAUCCUAUUCUAACCAUGUCCUUGCAAGAUGGUCCCAGAGGGUUUUCAGUCCUCUAACAUGUCAUUAAGACUUUAAAGCUGAUUGACUUGCUAAUAAUCUUGUAUCAAAGGUUAGUUGCUAACUUUGAAAGAAUGAUGAAAACCAGGAAACCCUCUGGACCUCAAGGACUGUACUGGAGUUGUGCAGCACACCUACAAGUCUUUGUAAGAGAUACUGAAUCCCUAUUUCGUCAAACAGUGUUCUCGAUACAGACCCAGAAAAUACAUCUUACUGGCUGUUGUAGACUCGGCCAAUAGAGCAGUGUGUUCCUGAAUGCAGCCUGCCAGAAUGUCUUACUGAUAAAUAAGGCCGGAAGGACACCAGUAUCACAAUAUUUUUUCCAUUGCAAAAUGAAAACCCGAAGCAGGCUAACUCUUUGAUCCUUUUAAAAACCUACUGUAUGUUAAAUAUCGUUUGCUAUAGCUCCCGAGUGACGCAGCGGUCAAAGGCACUGCAUCUCAGUGCUAGAGGCGUCACUACAGACACCCUGGUUCGAAUCC
This is a messenger RNA of Salvelinus sp. IW2-2015, 3267 nucleotides long. RefSeq names its product phosphatidylcholine:ceramide cholinephosphotransferase 1. Gene Ontology annotation, cellular component: Golgi membrane; endoplasmic reticulum membrane; plasma membrane. Gene Ontology annotation, biological process: sphingomyelin biosynthetic process; ceramide biosynthetic process. The record is from RefSeq and is a predicted model, not a curated record. Lineage: Eukaryota; Metazoa; Chordata; Actinopteri; Salmoniformes; Salmonidae. Gene Ontology annotation, molecular function: ceramide cholinephosphotransferase activity; sphingomyelin synthase activity; protein binding.